Molecule: messenger RNA, 695 nt
Organism: Mangifera indica (mango)
Lineage: Eukaryota; Viridiplantae; Streptophyta; Magnoliopsida; Sapindales; Anacardiaceae
Product: V-type proton ATPase subunit G-like
Exons: 4
Coding region: 117-449 (110 amino acids)
Biological process (GO): proton transmembrane transport
Cellular component (GO): vacuolar proton-transporting V-type ATPase complex
Molecular function (GO): proton-transporting ATPase activity, rotational mechanism
Source: RefSeq, a predicted model, not a curated record
GUUCCCUUGAGACAUGUACAUAAAUGGAGUCGAGUCAGUUACGUUAGUGAAGGAAGGACUCCGGUGUGUCUUGCCACUCAAUCUUCUCAGAAAUCAGAUUGAUUCAUCAGGAAAGUAUGGCAGCAAAUAGGGGUCAAGGUGGAAUUCAGCAAUUGCUUGCUGCAGAACAAGAGGCUCAACACAUUUUCAAUGCUGCUAGAGCCGAGAAAAUGGCUCGUCUGAAGCAAGCUAAAGAAGAGGCCGACAAGGAAAUUGUAGAAUAUCGAGCUCAGGUGGAGCGUGACUUCCAUAGGAAAGUUGCAGAGAGUAGUGGAGAUUCUGGUGCUAAUGUGAAGCGGCUUGAAAAAGAAACAGAAACAAAGAUUUUUCAUCUGAAAACGGAGACUGAAAGAAUAUCAUAUGAUGUUGUCCAGAUGCUCUUGAACCAUGUGACAGCCGUCAAGAAUUAAGCUCCUUGAUGAUUUAGUUGGUCCUGUAGAGGAUUCCCAUUUAGGUUCAUCAUGGACCUUCGGGUCAGCCGUUCUUAGGAUCCUUGAUUUGUUUGUUCCGUUAUCAGUAUAUUUCAGAUUGUAAUGCAUCGCACUAAUAAUUGUUCUCGAUGUUCGAGAAAAGAGUCCUUUAUUUUAUUAAUGCGGCUUUGCUUGCCCAUAACAAUGUUUAUUAAUUUUAUGAACUAGUGACAUUCCUUUCUGUCA